GUUGUCAAGGACCUCGUCCCACGACCGUCGGUUCUGCCUACGGAGGAACUCGACCCUGAACACGAAGUCCUGCACCGUCAUCUUAUUUGGAUCUCCAUCUCCGUCGAAGUGGAUUUCCCAUUUGUCGACGCGCCCCCAUCUCGCUCCUCUCCAAUCAUCUCUCCUUUCAUAUGGUGGCAGAUCUGUUGGACCUCCGCCGUCUCCUGAUGUCUCCCGUCUCUGCCUUCCAGCACCUGGAUCCAGGUCCGCAUCGGCUAUUCCUCGGCGCCAGUUCUGGCUCAACCUCGCCGGCUUCCUUGGAGGCGACUGUGAAUUCCAUGCGUCAUCGUCCUUGGGUCUUUUGGGCAUGGUCCCUGUGUUCGGCUUCUGCCUGAGAUCUUGGAUCAAUUCCACGUUCUGGCGAAGAGGCGCCAUCACCUCUGUUAUGGCCCCCAUCAGCUCCAUAAAGCCGCGACGGAUCUCCUCCUGCAACGUCCUACUCAGAGUAUCUGCCAUGCUGCCUCUCCACGUCUCCUGUGCUUGCGCUAUGGCGACAUUUACUCCUGAGAGAAUCUCGGAGGGCAGUGCGUUCGAUUGGCCUGGCAAAUUCCAGCUGUCGUCUUCACGCCCCUCAGCGCCCUGUGUGUCCCCGCCUUGCAUCUGUCCUUGGAGGUUACCUGGUGGAGGAGUCCUGCGAGUCAUUUUCUGCUUAGACCGCAAGUUAACAAUCGCAUAAACACUACCUAUAACGCCAACUCACUGAUCUUCAGCACAAAAACGUUUAAUACGGCAAAAACACUAAUAAGGGGGAAAGGAACCACAACUACUACUAGGGCCAACUCUGCACAUGGUGUUCUACGUCUUUUCCUGUCCAACGUCUAAAAUUUGGCGAGCGCUGUUGACUGAUCUUAUCUUCCUUGAAAGAUUAAGAGUCAAGGGCGCUCACUUCCCUACAGUCGCUGUUUCCGCCUACUUCCCUACUGAAUGUUCGUUGCGGGAUGUUGUAGCUGCUCCGAGUGCAACGCGUGGCCGACAUCUGUCCCCACGGGCCACUCAGAACAAAAAAUCUCCUUGAGAAUCUACUCUCCCGACUCCAUCCAGCGGUAAGCAGGGGAAGCGAAAAACAGAAAUCUUUCUGACCAUUCCUAACUUCGGGUAUUUCUUUUUCUUCAGGUUCUCCUUUUGCACACCAGGCACCGGGCCGGUUGCUAACUGGCUUUUGGAUUCUCCUCUGCCAGUGCCAAACCAAAUCCCCUCUUGAGAUUGCCUGCUUCCCGUUGUCAGAUAAGUGCCGAAACAUCCAACAUCAAAAAAAACUAUUUACUUUGUGGAUUUUUUUCUUGCAUCCUCAGGUCCCUCCGCGCCGUGCUUCUGUGAGCCAACUCGUCGAGUCCCUCACAGGCCACCGGAACACCGAUGGACCCCAGAUUGCAGAAUACCACUCGAGAUCUAUCUUCUCUGCUGGAUAUUUAUAAUUUCUUCGACGUCCGUAUGAUUCGCAUCCGUACUCUCCCUCUUUGAUGGUCGAGCCAGGACUGCGAGUCCACUUCCCUGUCUCAGAUUGGGCGCCAUUAUUGUUACGAACCUUUGUUUUUCUUUGGGGCAAGGCCGGCUAGCCAGUCAUCCCAGGGCUGGAUACUUCCCAAGCCCUCAGGUCGCACAACAACCAACUGAUUGGACAUCUCGAACAAAAUGAAACCACAAAAAUAACCGACAAAAAAAAAAACUGAAAAAAAACGGACUCUACUCGACAAACAACAUUACAGUCUUCCCUCAACACAGACUUGGACCAGGUCGAGGUGUCGAUGUUUUACCCCCGACGCACCCACCCUACCUGAGAUCUGAAUCACACGUUCCGGAUCUCCCUGCCAUUGGCAAAAGCCUUACCCUCUCGUUGCUGUGGCUCCUCUUCCCCCA
This is a messenger RNA of Drosophila miranda, 1896 nucleotides long. RefSeq lists its product as uncharacterized. The record is from RefSeq and is a predicted model, not a curated record. Lineage: Eukaryota; Metazoa; Arthropoda; Insecta; Diptera; Drosophilidae. The transcript is spliced from 3 exons. Bases 347 to 715 code for a protein of 122 amino acids.